Molecule: messenger RNA, 21294 nt
Organism: Pocillopora meandrina
Lineage: Eukaryota; Metazoa; Cnidaria; Anthozoa; Scleractinia; Pocilloporidae
Source: the annotation of a GenBank genome assembly
AGUGUCUGGGUUGUAAAGGUCGAAGAAGCUUCUCUAUGAUUUGAUGUCAUCCUAAGUGAAACUGUGGCUGCAGCUGGUUUGUGAGAACUUUCAUCUUAUUGUUCAACAGUUGUUUCGUAAUCCCUCAUAAAUUUAAUUGGUCCCCUAUCCUGGAAUUAUCUAGUUAGAGACCAAUUCCAUACGUCUGGCUGGAUCAGGCUUUCGCUUAGAUCUCGUUUUUAUUAUUGUUAGCCAUUACGAUAGAGGGUUUUGUCGUGCAGCACUCGUCCGUCUAUUCACGAGCCCAUAAAAAUGGCGUCACCUGCAAGUGAAGCAGUUAGAAGCUGUAGGAAACCUUCUUAAGUGAAGUCAUGUCGCCAUGUUGCAUUUUGCUUCAUCAAGCACCGAUGUUGUGCUACUAAAUGAGCUGAAAUAUCGUCAUCCGUUAUCGCGACAAGAGCCUUUAAAAUAGCAUCUUGUGGCUAUAUUGUAGGCCCACAUAUUAUACUGAUCUAAUGGCUCACAACACUUCCAAGUCACUAUUUAAAGGAGUGCUAUUCGUUUCCUCUGCAGCUCCACGAAUCUAUCUCUGAAAUAAAGGGGGGAGGGGUAAGUUUUAAAAAAAAAAACAGUUGCUUUGUCGGUUAGGUUAUUACAAGAUAUUUUGGUUUUAACAACUGAAUGGUCACCAAAGCUGACGUUUCGAGCGUUAGCCCUUCGUCAGAGUGAACUAUGUACAGUCCAACCAUCACAUAAACCACGACAAUUUGCUUGAGAGGCGUUUUUCAAUUAAAAAAAAACACUUUGCUAUUUACUCAAAAAAAAAAACGUGAAAAUAUGCACGUUUUUAACAUCUACAUUUAUUUUUCCCGUCACGAUUCAGUGUUGAUUGCAUAACAAACUGCUAAAACCCUCAAGGGACUUAAACUGGAAAAAUAUACGUUUAUUUAGCUUAGGUAGCACUACAGUUCAGUCGUAUAAGAUUUACCACAAAAACACAAAACAAAACAGAACGAGGCGACUGUCUACUCUGAUAUAACAUUUAAGGGUCCGUGUCUCUGUUCUGGUGCUCUUCAAGGUUCAAUUGAGUUCUGUCAGCCAUGUGUCUUAAUCUCUUUUAACUGAGAAGAAAGCCCCUUGUUUACUUGUCUACGAUGCCAUGUUGCUUGUCUAACUUAUUCCUUGGAGGGAUAACAGCCGAUCUGUGACAUGAUUUAUGCCAUCGAUUGCAUAACAGACAGCACGGUUAUUUAGCUCAGGAAACAUCAGCUCUCAAAAAAGAAACAUAUUUAUCCUUUCUGUUGCAUUUAAAGUGAGUACAAUUUUCUUCAUCCCGGGGUAGAGAUCAUAAAAGGCAGAAGGCUCGAGCAAGGAAAUUAAAACAACUUAGCUAGGUAGUUCUCUUUCCACUUCACUCACGGCAGGGAAGCCACGAUUGUAACCUGCUGACGGAUGAUGGUCAAGCGUGGUUACUUUAGUAUUCGCCUCACUUUUCAGGGUUAUGUAUCAUUGAUAACCGUCUUCAUACAAUGUCCUCCAUACAAUGCUCGACUUUCUUACGAGUGUGUUUUGAUGUGCUAUAAGCCUGAGACAUGAAGCGGAUAUUACAUAACGACCUUUAUAUACAAAUUGAGAUAACUGGAACGAAUGUUCUUCAACAGAAAAUUAAUACUUAAUCGCAAAGUCGGUAAAUUUUUCUAGGCUUUUCUGAAAACGAGACUUUAAGCUAAAUUAGGCGAUAAAUUUCGCAUAGUCAGAAAUGCAAUUUUUGAUUCCAAUUUAUGUUGCAUAGCUCUUGAGAUUGUAGUUUCAAAAUAUAUGGAAUUUUAUUGCGAAAUCUUUCCUAAUUGAAUACGUACUGGAUUGAGCUAAUAACAAAGGGUUUCACCAUUUCCACAGGACAUCCCAGGCCCCCGCGACCAGAGAGGCGGAAGAUUUUCAGAACGUGACUACGAGCGUGCUCAAAGGAACUUCAUAGUAAAUUUCACUCUGACUCUCUAGCCAGUAGCGAUGGUUGUGUUUCAGCCAAGUGGUAGACACGUUCUUCACUCUUUAAAGCCAUGCGAUCUCUCGUCUUGUACCAAGAGGUAAUCUUCCUUUUCGUUUGCGAAUGCAAUGAUAAUCACAUUGAUCGUCGCUACAUCUCGCGCGGCAAAAGUUAAUAUUGGUUACCGUUUUUGAUGUUUUGCAGAGAGAUCAAAGAAUACUUCGAAAACACCUACGACCUGUACGAGACAUUAUUCACGAGUCUAAAAGGUAAGCGGUAGCUUGUGUUCUCCGACUUCUGUUUCUUGUUUAAAUUCGCGGUUCCUUGUUCCGGCCCCUAGCCACCAGAUGGCGCGCGUCAUACCAACUGGAAGACGAUGUCUGAAUGUAUAGCAUUUUUUUAAGUAUUUCUCUCUUAAUCAAACCAGGAUUAACACUCUACCCUCAGUAUCCCUCCAUAAAAAAUAUAAAAGGUCGUUACCCAUGUUGAUAAUUUUAUUUACCUGGACUUAUUUCGGCUUGAUACAAAUUUAUUGUGUAUGACUCAGGGUUUUCGACAAAAAGAACUUAUAACACGUGUGCUUCAUGCAAAUCAGGCGACCUUUAAAUUCUCCCAUAGGGACGAAAAAUAUUUUCUAGAACUUUCAGGCGCGUCUCAAUGCGGUAGAGGUGUUAAGAACUUAGUUUGGUUUCGAUCAGUUCUCAGGUGUGAUCCAACAACUAAAAAAUAUUUUGCAGUAUCUUACAACGCCCUCGAAGGUUCGGGUGUGAAAGUGAAAGUCCCGAAAAAAGCGAUGGUCAUGCGACAUGGAUGGUUUCACUUUCUUCGUCUGUGUAAUACAGGGUACUUUUCCGGAGACAAUCGAUAAAAUAGAGUUGCUUGUGGAAGAUUUUAUUCAUCCCUUUUCAACUCGUCUCAAACUAAGCUCAUCCGUUCCCAUCAGAGCAAUUGUGUGCGCUUCACUUUUUUUAAACAUCCCUUUUUAGCUUGUACAUUUGAGCUGUUCACAAGCAGAUGUAUAACAUUUAAACCCUUAAGCAUGCAUAGUUAAUAUUUCAUGUGAAAACACAAUAAUUGUGAAAUGUCCUUUACCCUCGUCUAAAGAAAAAGCAAGAGAAGAGACAUUUGUCGUCGCUCGCUACAUAUUUUUCAAGAGCGAGAAUAAAUGCUCUUCAUGAGCUAACUCAAGAUAACUUUCUUGUGGAUAGAACGUCAAAAUAUAUCAAGUGUGAGAAAUGUUUUUUCAGUGAUAUCUCUUGGCCGCGAUUAAUAUAAACAAAAUAAUAUAAAAAUAGAUGUAUAAUACACAUGUUAAAUGAUUUUGUCACCAUUCAGUAGUGCGACUUUUAUUUUUAAGAGAGAAUAUAAAUCUCAGGAGACUUUUUUGAAGGGUUAAUUUUCCUUCAGAGGCUCCAGAUACUUUAAAACAGCUCUGAGAUUAUUUCCCUUGAGGCACCUUUUCUCAAAUGCAUCCUUCCACUGCAUGUUAAUUUUGAAUAUGACACUUCAAGGUAGCCAUCAUACGUAGCGUGUUCGUUUUGUGGUUUAUUUAGACACCUUUGAUGUUAAACUGUUCAAAUGUUUUUCUUUCCGGUGCCACUAUUUGCCUCCUGGUGUGAUGACUGAGUCUGAAUAUUUAAUAAAAUGCAGAUUUAAAAAGAUUUUCUCUCUGCAAUUUUGUGUUUUGUCUUUUCUGCUUCACUGGUUUGAUGAUUGAUUGAUGUUAACCUGUUCAAAUGUCUUUUUUUCCGGUGCUACUAAUUACCUCCUGGUGUGAUGACUGGCAAUCUGAAUAUUUAAUAAAAUGCAAAUUAAAAAGAUCUUCUCUCUGCAAUUUUGUAUUUUACUGUCUUUUCUGCUUCACUGAUUUUACCACUUAUCUGAAAUGAUUAAAAGACUUUACUUGUUUGUGCUUUUUCAAGUACUUUACAAAAGGCAUCGCCAAAGAUAAUAUUUUUCAUAUAUAUGAUAUAGAGUUUAAUCAGAGCAGAAAGAUAGUUAUCUUAUAAAAUGUGGUUGCCAUGAUUUCCAUAAAUUUAAGCAUUUAAAUUUGUGGGGUAAGUUGUCAAUUUGCUUACCUGUGUUGGGCUGUCUGAUGUAACUAGUUGCAAAAGUCUAUAGCCUAUUUUUCUUGGUCUGAAGCUGAAUAUUACUCAUGCUCUGUUGUUUUCUUGGGUUAAAAUAUCUUCUUCUGGCCGCUUGAUUGCCCAAGUAAUAAGCCUUGAGAGGUGGAAUGAAUCUCUAACAAUGGCGGCCAUACUUCUUAAUCUAAAGACAAGUGUCAUGAUGAAGUUUUGUAUUUCAUGUGAUGUUCCAGAAACUUUUUGGCAACCAUUUUGUGAUGUUAGUUCACCAAAUGGCUACUGUAAAAUAUUGAGCCUGAAGCCUUUAAUGAACAGAGCAGGUAAUUUAGUGUUAACAACUGAGUUGAAAACGUAAAGUAGCCUCCGUAAAGGGUAAAAAAGCUGAUGUUUCGUUUUGGCUAAUGCUCAAAACGUCAGCUUUUUUAACCUUUAGGGUGGCUAAUUUACGUUUUCAACUCAGUUGUAAACACUAAAUUACCUGCUAUACUCUCUCACUGACACAGCACCACAGUUUCUUUAGAAACUUACCCCUUUAUAAUGAACAGAAUUUAAAAACCAAGGAAUAUUAGCCAUUACUGGUUAAAAAGAUUGCUUAAAAGAUAAAAUAUUUAGUGGAAUAACUCUGUGCAAUAGGUGGAGAUAUCUCCAGUCUGUAAUGUCAAAUGGAAAUUCUAAGUUGAGAUAUAGUUGAUAAUAAUAUUUGUACCAAACUAGCAAGCAGCAUAUGCAUGAACACUGUUUCUGUCCAGGUGACACUGCCAUGGGAAUUUAACAUUGUUUUUUUUAAUUCUGUUUUAGAUGAAUCAGCAUUUUACAAAUGCCCAGAUCGUCUGCGUCUUCCUUUGAUAUUUUACUUUGGCCAUACGGCAGCUGUUUAUAUCAAUAAACUUGUUCUUUCAGGCCUUCUGAAGGUAUGCGUCUUACAUGAUAUUCAAGUUGAAUGUUAUCUAUAGUAACAGAAUAGAAUCAUUUUUUAAAGACCAAGAAAUAAAUUUCAGAUUUGGGAGUGUGGGAAGAACCAUAUUUCUAAUUGCAGUUUAUUCUGACCUAGCUGCUUUGACCAAACUAUAUAUGCAACCAGGCAUUUACUUGUAACUUUUUUUUUUAAAACAAAAUCCUGGAAGUGAUCCACUUGUUCCAUCGCUUUAUGUAGAGUUACGAGAAUACCUAUCAGGUAGAAGUUGUCACUUUGAUCUAAUACUAAAUUCUCAUUACUAAUGUACAAGGAAAUAUGUGGCAGCCUUAGAGAAGAGUUAAGGGGUUAAUCUCUAAGUAAUGAGAAUACUUAUCAGGUAGAAGUUGUCAUCUUGAUUUAACACUAAAUUCUCAUUACUAAUUUACAAGGAAAUGUAUAGCAGCCUGAGGGGGGAGGUAAAGAGUUAAUCUCUAAUAAGGGGACAGUGGAGAGGCGAAUUGGUUGAAGUCCUUGCAUCUGAGUUGGAUAGGUUUGUACUUGACUGAAUUAUUUAUCUCACAUAGUUUUUUUUUUUAUUUCAGGAGAGGGUGAAUUUUUUCUUUGAGACACUCUUUGAGACGGGUGUAGAUGAAAUGUCAUGGGAUGACACGGUGAUAAAAAAUUUUUGAUUUAUUAUUUCACAAUAACUUUUGGCUAUACAUCGACAGCUCGGAUGUUGCCUAGUAUAUACAUGAAUUUCCAAUUUGUAAAAUUACAGAUUUCCAUUUGGCAAUUAAAUUACAGAUUUUCCUAUUUCCUUUGUUCUGAUAACCUCAAUAUUUGAGCCAGGGGUGAUAUUGAAGGGAGAAAGGGAGAAAUUGGAUGCUAGUCACUCUUAGGGGUUACAGAGUCUCACUAGUUCACCCCAACAUCAGUAUGCAUAUUCUCCAUACUGUUCUUUAUACAUUUCCUUAAGUGCUGACAAGAAGGAUUUUAUUUACUAUAACAAGUUGAUGAUGACAUUCCCUUUAUUCUUGUGGUCUCAAAUGUUUGAUUAGGGGUGAUUUUCUAAGGAGAAAUUAGAUGCAAGUCACACUUAAGGAUCAAAGGGUUAAUGUGAAAACCACAAUGAGAGAUGGUUGCGUUUCUUUUAGGAGAACUACAGGAUGGGAGGCAGCUUUAAAUGGCCAACAGUUGUUGAAGUGGCAGAAUUCCGCAGGAAAACACGCCAAGUCAUGUUGGAUGUCAUUGAGAACACACCACUGGAACUGCCUGUUACUCAGGACAGCCAAUGGGUAAAACCAUCAGCGUCUUGUUUUAAGGAUAUGGUAGACCUUUGUGGGUGUCCUUAGCAAAAAAAAAAUUUAAUGCGCUAUUUGAUGCAUAACCACCAUAAACUAUAUAUCAUUGAAAAGGUUAUGAAAUUCACUAUUCAGCAAAAAUUCUUUUGUUUAAGCUUUGAUGUUAUUGGAAAGGAAUGGGGUGCCUCAACUUGAAAUAUACAAUAUUGUUUCUUUGAGCAAAUUAAGCACAUAUCAAAUCUGUGUGACUGCACAAAUAAAACCUCUGCACUGACAGUUUGAAUCCUGAGUGGUUGGUCUUCAAAAUUGUGAGGGGAUUUUUCGAUAUUCUUAUUGGUUGCUUUGCAAUUUUUAUGUCAAGUAUGCUGAUCAAAUUUUUACCUAUAUGCAAUUAUGUAGAUUCUCCUCACUCUGUUCCCAUUGUAGCUCUGAGAAUUUGGUAUCUGAUCAAAUCCUUGGUCAGACAACACCUUUUUCUCCUUAUCACCUUUCUGCUUACCAUUUUAAGAAUUAUAUUGAUCACACCUGGGAUUGCAAGGCCUAAUUUUUUUCACACCUUUGAAUUUAUUAAUUUUGGUAUGAUUAAAAGAUUGUGAGUUGAUGAUUCUGCUCUUGUCAGGGAGGGGUAGUGGAAUGUGUUAAGUAUAGUAUUGUUUUUGUUGUAUCCAAGCCUAAUGGUACGGGCUUAUCUUUAUUUUAGUGGGCGGUUUUCAUGGGAUUUGAACAUGAAAGGUAUGACGUUUAAAGGUUAUAAAGAUGUAAUAUUUGUAGCAUUUAAAUUGCUUUGAUUUUACAAUUUGUUUAAUCUAUGGGUAUAACAUGUGAAAUCUUUGCAAGAUAAUUUUAUUGUAUAUUCUACAGACUUCAUUUCAAAUAAGUUAUUAGUAAGCAGCUAGGCAAGAUCUAAAAUACAAUUGGAUAAACUCUGUUCAAUGAACUGACUGUAGAAUAAAAACAGUACAUUUGUCACAAGUUUAGACCUCCACGCCUUGUAACCCUUUCACUUUCAGUAAAAUCAUGUUAAAAUUCCAGUUGAUAUUAUCUUAUAGUAAUUUAAUUCUUAUCACCUGCACAUUCAGUUGACAAUUAAUGCACUGCAUAAUGCUUUAAAUUCAGACAAUUUAGAAAAUUACUUUAAAUUUGAUCACUUUUGGGGAAUAAAGAAAUAAUUUUUUACUCAUAAUAUUAUGUACAUGAAGUUACUUGCAUGUAUUUUGAUAAUACAUGGAUUUUUAAGAGAUCCUCAAGGGUAAGGACACUACUGAACUAGUGGUUGAAAAUAGGACCUGAAAAAAAUUCAGGCCUGUAUAGGAUUUGAAUCCAUGACCUCUAUGAUACUGGUGCAGUGCUCUACCAACUGAGCUAACAAGCCAACUGGGAGCUGGUACCAGAUCCCAGUUGGCUCGUUAGCUCAGUCGGUAGAGUGCUGCACUGGUAUCACAGAGGUCAUGGGUUCAAAUCCUGUACAGGCCUGAAUUUUUUUCAGGUCCUAUUUUCAAUUACUAGUUCAGUAGUGUUCAUAGCUGCGAGGAUAUCUUAAAUUCAUUUCUUCACUGAAUUUUGGUUGCCAAGUAAUACAUGUAGUAUUAACAAUCAACACGUUUUUGUUGCUUUUUGCAAGGAUCCACUUUGAGACCUCAUCAGUUUUGAUUCGUCAGAUGCCACUGGAACUUGUCAAAAAGCCUAAGGGAUGGAAAAAUGGACCAUUGACUACAGGUAAAACUCACAGCUUGUACUGAUAAUUGUGAAAUUCUUUGAGGCAAUAGUCUUGCUAACUUUAUAAUUAUUGGAAAGGUAGAUAACAUGUUGUGGGAGAAAAAUAUUAUGGGAUAGUUUUUGUUAGCCAGGUAGUUAAUUUGCAUGGUUGCUAUGAGAGAGUUAGAUAAAGUUUUCUUUGCUAGUCUGAGUUGCGUAAUUAGUUUAAAAUUUAGUAGCAGAAUAUACUAAAGAACAGUUUUUGUAAAAUCAAAAUACAAACAAUGAGUAAAAAAAUACUGUGUGAUAUUACACACUAAAACAUCUGAUAAGUUAUUUGUUAUCCAACUGCUUUUGAUGCACUUUUUUUAAAAAGUGGGAACAGUCGAGUGGUUAAACAGGUCUUUUUUACAGUACAAAAAAGAACAACUGUCAAAAUAUUGCAGGUUAUUUGUACUCUACUCAUAGUGCAGUUGGAUAAUAAUUAAACCUACAAGGUGUUCCUAUGUAAUAUUAAACUCUAUUGGUCAGUGGUGGGGGCAAGGUAAGGGCCCCUUUUAUAUCAGAACUGCACCCCUUUGGGUCCUAAAAUGUGUUCAUCUCUGGUUCCCAUGAAAAUGGCCUCACCCUAAGGCUUCUGUUGUCCUGGAAUUUGGUCUCGUAAGAAGGUGCCUACAGAUUUGUGCCCAUGCAUAGCUGGAACAGAACACUUGUUAUAUCUCUUCUACCAGUUGGCUGUCUCACAGAGUGAAGUCCGUCCUUCGUGACGUACCGCUGUCCCACAGUGGUGGAAUGAUUCAAACAUUCUCAUCAAAUGUAAAAUGUUUCCUAAGCACACAAUUAUAACUUACAAACACAUACCUGAAGAAAAAAGAGCUUUUAGCUCCACACUCACAGAAGUUAUUUAAUCUCCUCAACGUCAAUCUAUCUUUGAGGAUUAUGCAAAAUGCACCAAAAGUGUCUGUAAGAAAAUAAUUUAAAAGGUACUUUUAUCUGUUUGGAUUUAAAAAAAAAUUGAAAAUCAACACUCAGAGAAAUUGGUGAUAUAAAAAAACAUCUGUUUAAGACAUUGAAAGCAGACUGACUAAUUUCAAAUGCAGACUUAAACUUACAUGUAACAAUGAGAGCAAACAAGAAUGUUCACCUUUUGAUACAAGUUAAUCUCAAAUUCAAUUGGCCCUGAAUUAUUUUUUGAGUGCAACACAAAUUGUAUAAAUUAAAAUAUUGCUGUCAUAGUACCGUGUUACUGUAAUGAAAAGAUAUGCCUGUUACAGAAAAAUACAUUGCACAUUUACAUACCUUUUUCUAAAACCUUUUUCCAAAAGAAGUGACAACUGGCUGUUGCUUCAAAUUUUUUUCACAGUCAUGUGACUGUUUCUUCCAUUUGCCACAGUACCUGGAUAUUUAAAGAAACUCUGAAUGUUUUUCUUACUGGAUUGCAUACCAAAAAGCUGCUUGUUAAAUGCACCCAAAUUUUAUGAAUGGUCCAAAACUCAGAAAUUACAAGACACUUGUGAUUCUUGCCAGGUUUUCUUCAAAAUUUGGGUAUGGGGGAAAAUAAUUACCACAAAAUUGACUGCAUGUGAAGUGGGUUGAGUUGAAGGAACGGUUUGCAGAAAAAGUGGGAUUUGAAGUGAGAAAAAAUUUAUAUGGAAGAGUGGAAUGUAUGAGAUAGCAGAAACUAGAGGGGAAGGGUGGGAGGAGUUGAUUGGGAGGGAAGGGAGGGGAGAGGGGGGUAAUAACAUGUACUGUACUGAGAGGAAAGCUGAGAGGAAUGGUUGAGUGACUCAGUGGUAUUUUUAUUAUGUCCAUCCCUAACCUGUUUCAUUGGAUUUUGUGGUGGGUUCCUAAUAUCCUGAACCUCCCCAUGUCUCUUUCUAAUUUUUGUUCUGAAAACCUGGCAAGAAUUUGAAAAUUGAAGAGGAAAAGAUUUGUGGGUUUCAUUUCCUAAGAGGAUCUUGAGCUCUAUCAUCUCUCCCGAGGGAAUUCCACAUUUCCGGUGUGUGCAGAUAUCAGAAAUAGUGCUUUUUGUAAAAUCAUAUAUGAUACCAACUAUCAGGCGAUCCUGUGUCGUCCAAUCCACUGAUUGAAAUAACAGAGCGGGCUGUGAGCAUGGGCAAACCAGAAAACUUUCCAUCAUAUGGCUGGGACAACGAAUAUGGCGAGUGGAAUGUCAAGUGAGUUACCAGGGUCUGUGUGAGAAACGGUGCAUGAUCAAUAUGAGAAUCAAAGAGUGACCUUUUCCACCUGUAUUUCACUAUCAGUAAAAGUGUGGAAAAACUGACCGAUCAGUUCUCUCUGACCAAUCAGUUUUCAUGAUCAUGAACCACACUGAAAAUCUCCAACUGACAGACUGCAUUCUGCUUUAUAACCUAAGUUUAAUCAUUACAUCAGUCUUUGCUAUGGAUAACAGUCCAUUUCCAGACUUUUUUACUCAGACAACCAGACUCACAAACCAGACUGAAAUCACUCAACUGACAUCGAUCUGUACAGACAAAUUCCUCACUUGAUUUUGAUGAGGACCAACAUCAGUCCUUGCUACGGACAACAGUCUAUCUCAGGACUUCUCUCAACACUUUGACAAUCACACCACAUGAUUAAACAUGUGACUGCCUUCAAGUUUUCAUACCAGCAAAAAUCUGUGAAUGGUGAAAGUUACUCAACAUAUUUAAUCUUAAACCACAGUCGGCAGAAACUGUUAGACUUCAUUGUAAAAAUUAAAUGAUUAUGUCCUUUCAGCUGUGGACAAGUUUUAAUCUUUGUUCAACAGUGCUUGUCAGAUGUUGUUUCAUAAUCCCUUGUUGUACUUUUGUUGUUUCUGUCCAUUGUUUGUUUGUUUGUUGUGGUGGGAAACAUAAUGUGUGUGUCAAGGUUCAUUAAGCUGCAGCAAAUAUAUUUAUUAUUUGCACAUGUUAAAUAAUUUAAUGUUUAGUUAUACAUGUACUUUUUAUUUGUAUAAUUACAAUGUAUGGAAAUUAAGUCACGGCCAGUAAACUGCUUUUUAAUUUAUUGUGUUGCUAAGAAGUUAAAUAAUUAUAUUACUAUUAACAAAUGUAAUGAAAAUUUUGAAGCCUGAGUAUUAUCAAAGUAAGCAACUUGAAAAUGAGUCCAAUUAAGUGAUCAUUCAUAGUUUUGCACUUUCUAUAAGAAACUAUUUUUAAAAAAAUAAGAUCAAAAAGUACCAUUUGUUUAAAAAGUUAUAUGCAAUUCAUAAUUACAUAGCAGUUUAUGUUAAUGUCAGUUAAAAUUAUGAGUAAAAUAUUUCUGUAGCUAAAUAUUUAUUUAAUAUUAAUUUUAAGAAAGAAAAAGGUGAGUGAUGCUUUUUGUGUUUUUUAUGAAACAUAUUUGAUUACGUUACUUAUUUUAGGAUGUCUGAGUCCAUAAGUCAGAUUGUAUUUACUUUUAUUAUUAAAUAUUUUUUGCUGUUGUUAAUAGAAAAACUGCCAGCCAAUUAAUAAUUGAAUGUUACGAAUAUUGUUUGUAAUAACUUUAUUUUUUUCAAUGGUGUCAGUUAACAUUGGUCAACUGCUGUAAUAUUAAAUACUUGGACGUUAAUAUUUUACAUCCUUUAAUAAUGUGUAUUUUAAAUUACUACAUGUAUCUUAUUCUUUGGUGGCUUUUUAAGAUUGAUUGGAAAGAGAUGAAAUAGAAUAUAAAAUUCAAGGGAAUUUUAUCGAUGAAUUAUCUAAAAAAAUAUCUUCUUGUAUGAAGAGUAACAUAAAACUUAAUUGAUAUUAGUAGUACUUUUUUUUUGCUAAAUUAACUUAGCUAUAGGGUACCUAAUAAAUGUAAUAUUUAAUUUGAACUCUUCAUCUUUCAUUAAGUUUGUUGUCAAUGAUAAUUGUGUGUUUAUGUCUUGUCAGUUUCAUUAAUGGCAGAGUAAUUAAUAUUUUUAAUUUCUGAACAUUUUUUGAUGAAGCCAUCUGACACCUGUCAAUCUUUCCUUAGGGUUCCGCCUUUCAGAGCUUCCAAAUAUCUGAUCACCAAUCGGGAGUAUUUGGAUUUUGUCAAUGAUGGAGGUUAUGAAGACUCCAAGUACUGGACUGAUGAAGGUUGGAAUUGCAUACUAGCUGUCUUUAAUCAAGGCUUGAUUUCCAUGAUAAUAAGCUUGAUUUCCAGGUGAAUUUGUUGUUAGGUUAAAAGGCACAAAACAGUUGAAUCCACCCCAAAAUGGAGGGAACAAAUGUGUCAUAAUGAAGUAUCCUAGCUAGAACUACUGAUGUAGAUUUAAAACAUACUUUUUUGUGUUUGGUUUGAUGCACAAAAUUUGCGCUGUUUUUAUCAAUGAUUGUUCAUGUUUUAAUUUUUGCCACAUCUGUCAAAUUUUAAUCCAUAACCCCUGAGAGUGAUGAGCAUCUGAUCUCUCCCCGCAAUAUCACUGUUGGGGCAAACAAUAACCCUCUAAUCACUAAGAGUGACCAGUUUCUAAUUUCUCCUUACAGUAUCUUCCCUGAAUCACACUUUAAGGUUUAUGAGAAUAAAGGAAAUGAUCACCAACUAAAGAGGCUCUUUCGGUGAUUGUUACACAAACUCUCCUUUUCAUUUACUUUAGGAAAUUGACAGAGAACAUUAUGAAGAAUAUGCAUACUGAUGUUAGGGUGUAAACAAUUAUGGUUACAUUGAGUAAUGGAAAUGAUCACCAACUAAAGAAUUCUUCUUAUUUUUUUUUUUUUGUUGUACUUUAUACAAAAUAUAUAUAAAACAGUAUGGAGAACAAACAUAUUUUUGUUAAGAUGUAAAGGGUUAAUAUUGUGAAAAGAGGUUGCAUGCACUUGUUCAUCAUGGUGAACUUACUGGUAGUGAAGAAAACAAAUCACUAUGCUUCACUGUAACUUUCAAAUCUUUUUCAUAACUAAGACUCUCCUCAGGAGACAGAUGGAGAGUUCAGUGAAUUUCUCAUUGUGUUAUAGGCUGGAAUUGGAAACUGUUCCGCAAAAUGCGUCAUCCUACUUUUUGGGUUUGUGGAAAAAAGUGCAAAUCUGGUUGUGGUGGAGACUUAGCAACUUACUCUCACUGUAAGGAAGAAAGUGAUGUCAAUCAUAACAUGAAUGGGCAUUAUAAUGGUGUUGCCAAUGGUGUUGCCAAUGGAGUUGCCAAUGGAGUUGCCAAUGGAGUUGCCAAUGGAGUUGCUAAUGGAGUUGCCAAUGGAGUUGCCAAUGGUGCUGUUAAUGGGUUUGCCAAUGGUGUCUUAAAUGGUGAUCAUCAUGUAAAUAGUGACUCAGAGGAGAUGGAGUGUCCUUACAAGUGAGUCAAAGAGGUUUAUAUCUGGAAAUAGUUAGUGUCUCUGACUCUUAAGAACUGGUUCAGGGGUUAAACAGAGAUGCCAUUUGUUUUGUCACACGAUAAGGAUGCUUGUUGUGCCUCAACACUCAUUGCAGUAAUCACAUUGUGUUUAUUGACUGAAUACCUGGAGGUAAUUGCAUGAAGUUUAUUUUAUUCAUGAUUUAAGUGUAUGUACUGUAACUUCCUAACCUAAGCCUCCCAUGUAAAUUUGACCACUCGCCCCUUAAGUGGUGUUUUAUAUGUUCUUUCUCCUCUCAUAUCUUUUUGCUUGAACAAACAGGUACCGUGCAAUGUUUGAGGUGAUGGAAAUGCCCAUGGACUGGCCUGCAGAAGUGAACUACCAUGAAGCAAAAGCUUUCUGUGCCUGGAAGGGUUCAGACUACCGUCUGCCUACAGAGGCUGAACAUCAUGCCAUGCGCGGACCCCAGGUUAGGCUUUGACAAUCUUAUUGUCAGCAAAACUUACUUCAGUGCCGCUUUUUCUUUGGAGUGACUCACUAUUAUGCUACCAACUUCAUGUGAAUGUCUCGUUUAGUAGAAGCUAUUAGUUAUCAUUAGAAGAGUAAACAGAUAAAACAAAGGGGUUAACCCUUUAACUCCCAAGAUCUGAUUGUUAAUUCUCCCCUCUAGCUGGUACUCAUUUCCUUAUAAAAAGUUAUGAGAAUUUUGUGUUAGAUUAAGAUAAUAACUUCAUUUUGAUAAGUCUGAGUAUUCUCAUUACCUUUUGGCUGGAUAAUUUAUGGAUAUUAUUAGGAAAAUUUAUGAGUAAGUCACUUCUGGGAGUUAAAGAGUUAAAACAGUUUCUUUUAACCUUUCCAUUCCUAAGAUCUCAUAAGUAAUUCUCCUUACUGUCUGCCACACCAUUCUUGUGAUGUUAGUUCUGAGAAUUUGAUAUUGGAUCAACUGAUAAUCCUCUAUUAUCGAUAUUUUUCUUUAUUCUUGCUAUUUGUCUGUCUGAUAUUGUAUUGAUAUUGUAAGGAGAAAUUCCCUCUGGUUAGUCCUGAGAGUUGAACGGUUAAUUGUGUUGUGAGGCAAAAUACUAUUGACGAGAUUUUGUUCAUGAUCAUCUCUGUGCAGAAUGGUCUAAAAGAGAGGUCGGGGAGUUGGGGGGGGAGGUUGCUCACACCCAGCUUGGACUUGCCUCAGCUCCCUCCCCAAAUUAUUCUUGUGUAACAUUUUGUUAGAUAGUCCAGGGUUUUAGUUUAAUGCAGCACUAAAAUGGGAAAAAAAAUAUAUUUUCCAGAAAUCUCCCUCAGAGGGUACUACCUCUGACAUUAUCUACCAGGAUGAUACCAAAGCAAACAUCAACAUGGCGUAUGGCUCUUCCACAGUGAGUCCUUUUUAUCAUUCCUUUUAUUAUUAUAGUCAAUUACAGAAGUUGUUGGAAAGAUUGAUUAUUCUCUUCACUGUGACUGACUCAAAAUAACUAAAGAGUUAUAUUUUUUUCUCGGUUUAAGCCUGUGAACAUGUUCCCACCGACUAAAGCUGGAUUUUGUGAUGUCUUUGGAAACGUAUGGGAGUGGGGUGAAGACCAUUUUAAUGGAUUUAAAGAUUACAAACCUCACCUUUUGUACGAUGACUUUUCUACGCCAUGUUUUGAUGGAAGACACAACAUGAUCAUGGUAAGUUACGUUUCACGGUACCCCCACCCUCCCCCCCUCGCCCACGAGCCCUACUCUUGUGCUUCCCAGGAAUGAUCCGUAUCUAAUCUCUCCUUACAUGAGGAGAAAUCGGAAUUAACGGUGAAUUUAGCGCAAGGGGACUCAAAACUUCAGGCACCUAAACUCGUGGCCUAAACACGUGACUUGAACACUUGUAGACAAAUCAGUAUUCCUUUUGCAGCAAGAUUUUUUUAGCCAAUCACAGAACAAAGUAAAGCGAAACCAAUGUAAUCCAGGAUCUAGGAUCACUUUUAACACCUAUUUGAAAUUUUCUUCGGUUUUCCGGCUAAAUACUUUCUAAUUAUUAAGGACUUAGUUUAGUUUAGACGUUUAGUUUCCGUGUUUAUUUGCUUUAAGGAAUUUUUUUGAUCUGACAACAUACCUAAAUUUGGGGGCUGUCCUGGUGUACCGGUACACGGGGGAAUUCCUAUUGUUUUCACAUCCAUACAUGGAGUUGUGACGCAGUUCGUUAAUGUUUCGUUCCUUUGUGUACCGGUACACGAGGACACAACCUAAAUUUGUAUCGAUGAUGGUAUCUGAGCAACUACACACCCACCCUUCCCCUAAUCCAACAUUACCCCUGACUUGUCGUCAGUCGUUAGGGGAGGGGUGGGUGCAUAUUUGCUCAGAUGCUGAAAUUGAUCCCUAAAUUUAAAUCAAUUUAAAGAAAUUGAAAGCAUCACCACCCCCCGUCCAAAGAAAAAACGUUGCGAUCGAUAAAUGGAUAUGAAGAAAAUCCCUCUACCUUCCCCUCAUUUUAAGUUCGGCUUGUUAUUCUAGAUAUUUAAUUUAACCGCUUCUUUUGAUCAGUUGUUUUUAGACAUUAAAAAUGUUUUUUUUUUGUCAGGGUGGCAGCUGGGUUUCUACAGGAGAUGAGGCAUCACGAUUUGCUCGUUUUGCUUUUCGCCGCCAUUUCGUCCAGCAUCUUGGCUUUAGACUUGCGCAGUCCAUUGCGGAUAGUCCACCAAUACGUUUGGUUGGGACUCCUGUGUUUGUGCUUGGAGUUGGUGUAGAAGGUGGGUACACUAUGGUUAUAACGUUAUUCUCCUUCAGUGCUGAAGCCAUGCUUACCCCUCCCCUAACCCCACCACACCCAACUGAUAGUAUGCAAGAGUUGAGAAUGGGUUAGGGGAGGGGUAGGUGCGCGAAUGUCAGUACCUGGGCAACUGCGCAUCUACCCCUUGCUUAACCCCACCACACCCAACUUAUAAUAUGUUUGAGUUGAGGAUGGGUUAGGGGAGGGGUAGGUGCGCGAAUGUCAGUACCUGGGCAACUGCGCAUCUACCCCUUGCCAAACCCCACCACACCCAACUUAUAAUACGUUUGAGUUGAGGAUGGGUUAGGUAGGGGAGGGGUAGGUGUGUGACUGCUCAGACUCUGAUAUUGAAAGUGGUAAUGAACUCUUUCAUGCGCAAACCUCCAGCUAUGUUUUAGUGGUACAUGUACUCACUUUUAAAACUAAAAGCAAGAACUCGGUGGAUCCACGUAAAGUUGAUUGGGUUGGGAUGGCUGUGGCCACGUACUAAGAGAUUUUGAACACAAAGAGAUUGCUUCUCAUCAGAGGAAAAACUCUUGAAGCAUUUUGCUCUUUUGUGGAACGAUUUAUUUAAUUCUCCCUUACAAUUUGAAGACCAUGUCAAGCCUUUAGGUCAUUAGAAAUAAAGAGAUGAUAUGCGGGGGGAUAUUGUCCUGAUAUAACAUGAAAUUCUCACGAGAAGCCAAAAGGGAAUUUAUAGGCACCAGCUAGGAGAGUUAGCUGUUUUAUCUGCGGAGCUUGGGUCAGCAUCUAAGAAGUUCUUCUCCGAUUUUCUCUGUUUAUCAGUUGUAGUUUCCUGACAUCAGCACAUAUAGUCUCAAGACUGAAUUUGUUCGACAAUCGAGAGCCUCUUGAAAUUCUUGUGCUCCUUAAGUUUCAUUCAGGGAUUGAUAUUAUGAGGAGAAAUUAGAUGCUAGUCACUCAGAAGGGUGAAAGGGUUGAAUGUUUUAGCAGAGUUCUCGAGCUCUCUGGGCCACUGAGUACAUGUAAGUAUCCAUUUGUCAAAUUUGUCUUUUUUGUUCAUUUGUACAUGCUGUUAUUUUCCUCAGACAAUCCUUCGACUGUGCCUGGUGUUGACAACAGUGCAUAUUACUCCACCACCAAUUCACAAUACCAUGAUGAUGCGGAAGAGUUUCUACUGAGCGAAGUCUCGUCUCACUAUGGGGAUCUUUUGGUUAGUUAAUCCAACUAACCAUUAUCGGUUGGGGUGUAGCCAAAGGGGGGGGGGAGGGGAGGGAGAGAGUCCGCUGGAGAGCCCGUGUACGCUCAACAACAUGCAAUUCUUAAAAAUUAAGGUGGUGAAAACGUGCGAAUGCAAAGAAAAUGCAUGGCAGAAAAAUCCUUUCUAUUGCUAUAUAGAAUUCAUUCGCCGCUAUUAUUACGGCGAAACAAGCCACUUGACGCAGAAUGUACAGAAAUCCGUGACCGCCCCCCCUUCCCCUCUCCUUUUAAAGAUCCUUCGUCUCUGAUUGGUGCUCAAAUUCUCCUUGCAUUGUUAAUACCGCACCAAACAGACCGUUUCUGAAAAGUAUAUAACUGAUACUGUACACGACAAAAUUCAAACUUUUCCCUCAAUUCUUGGUAACAGAUGUCUUCUGACUGUUGGUAGUGUUUCAUGGAUCUCCCUGGCGUGUUUAAGGUCACCUUAUGUUUGAUUCACAACUCAAUGUAUGUUUUCAGGGAAUGGACAACAACGUCGAAGAGCAUGAGGAGCUAGUUCAGCUUUGCGUGGAUGUCAUACAGAAGUGUGAAUGCCCUGUUAAGAAGGCUCUGGAAAUCAUGUGCUCUGUAGGACGACUCUCGUAUGAACUGAGCAGGCAUUUUGAUCAGGUGAGUUUGGAAUUUUCGACUUAGCCAGUAUAGAGCAAUUUUCAAUUGAACGUCGAAAGUAAUCCGAGAUUGCGUUAGUUUUGCUUCAUUUUGCUUUGUGAUUGGUCCAGAAAACUCGUGCCACUCUCUUAACCAAUAAGAUGCAAAACUAACAAACAAUCACAAAUUGGUCGCCCGCGUUUUCCCGCGCUUUAGGCAGUUUUGUUGGUUUUACUUCGAGUUCCUUUUGUCUCUUAAUGGUAUUUCCCUCUCUUCCGAUUGGCCGUGGCGAGUACUUUGAAUUUCGUUUUACGACACUCAAUGGAAGACGUUAACCUGCUUUAAGAGUUUUAAGAUCAAAGGUUGUCAAACCAGAGGACCACGGCUACUCAGAACAAAGAAAAAUAUCCGAAGUGAACAAUGAAAAUUCAUAGUUAACACACCGACCCGAAGCCGAUAAAUUAUUAGUAAAAAUUUUCCUCGAAACAAGUGGGGAAAAGACUUAUAAAAGCGUUGUUGUGAGGUAGACUCCCAGCUGCGCUAAGAACCAAACCUUUGUUCAUUUGACUGCAGGAAAAGGCGAAUGCUCGAAACAUCAGCUUUAGAACUCUUGACGGAGACCAAUUGACGCUAUCAACUCAGUUGUUGAAACUAAAUUUAAAAAUCCCUCAUCGAUGCAGCAACACAGUUUCUUUAGAAUUUUAUCCCCUUCAUUCAUUGACUGCCUGAUAUCGUUAAAUUACCCUCUCGGGAAAAAAAAAAUUAUUGUGAUUCCCUUCCUUGCAGGUGAUUGCUAUAGACCACAGUGGUCGUCUGCUCGAUGCAGCCCUGAAGAUUCAGCAAGGAAAAUCCUUGGAGAUCACCAGCGCUCUGGACAAGCGUUUUUCCAGUAUUCCUCUCAACAAGAUAAUAACCGAAACUGAGAAAGUGCUGUUCCAACAGGUUAGAGGCUAUGAUUGUUAGAAUCGGACCCAAUGGUCAAUUCUUUUAUUAUUCGGAUGCUACUGAAGGUCUCUCUCGCAGUCCUUUGGACUUGUCACGGAACUUGCUAGAAAAGAGCAGAUUGCGCGACGUGACCAAACAAUUAAAGGCUGCAAAGGAGAUUUUUGUAGAAUAAGUUGUCCUUCGUUUUUAACCUGCUAAAUAGUUGUUGUUCGUGGUUUAUUUUGAGUUAAUAAAGGAAAGUGCUUUCGGGUAAGAUAAUUUUGUUUGUUUUUUUGAUUUCAAUUGUACAGUUCACCUGGCUGCCAAAUGAGAUUGGUGUUUAUGACGUCAUUGUCAUGCCUUGCCUCCACCGUCUGGCCAAUGUUAAAGGUAAGUGAACUCGCCUUUUUCCUGACAGAAUUCAGUUACAAAUGAGUGGGCGUCGGCCCAUCUUAAUGUCUGCGACUAGAUUUAUCCACCAGCUACUGGGAUUCAACCUGAAAUACUCUUUUACUUUAAAAGUCUUGACCUACCAGAAUUGAUCGACAUGUAACUUCUCCCUAGAAUAUUCAUACAAUAUCCAGCAAGCAGGUAACGAGAAUACUCAAACUUAUUAGUGGGAAGUUUUUAUCUGGAUCUAAAAAUGAAAAUGCUCGUGACUGAUUUACAAGGAAAUGGUAGCAGCUAUUGAAGAGAAUUAUAAAAUCAGAUUCUCGGGAGUUAAAGUGUUAACGGUCUGUUUAUACAGAUAUAACCCAUUUUCGCAAAAUAUGUCUGUGCUGAAUUCUGGAAUAUCAUGUAAAGUUCAAAAGCGAAUUUUUUUUCAUAAUUACGAUAUGCCUUUACCAAGGCUAAAACCUGUGCAGUCACAACAGCCAAUCGCAGUUAGGAAUGACCCAUGUCUUGAAAACUCGUGCGACCCUCUUAGCUAAUCAGAUGGAAGACUAAAGCCAAACACCCCUUGGCCACGCGCGUUUUCCCGCGCUUCAGGAAGUUUGCAUGGUUCACUUUGAUUUAUCAUUGGCUUUUUUAAACUUUUACCUCUCUUCGUGAUAACGUCAGUUUUGGUGUGGCUGCAUUGAGUUGAAAAGGGCUCUAACGGUAAAUGUGUUUUUCCUGUGUUUAGCUUGGUUGAUUCGCCUGUGGGAGAUUAUCAAUCCAAAAGGUCUGUUGAUCAUCAAGACCAACAUCACAUGGAAUCUUGAAUCACUGAAAGCUGUGCUUGGAAACAGGUGAGGGCUGUUUUAAUUUUCCAAACGUAAAUCUGUUUCUUCAUGACGUCGGGCAUAAAUUCUGAGGUGAUAAAUUCUGGCCGGCGACUCACUACGAGUGUUACAUCGGAGCGUUAAUUUUUCAAUGGGGGGAGGGGUGGGAAUAAGUCGGGAUAGCGCUCGUGCUGCAAUUUUUUCGGCCCCUCUUUGUGAAUUUCCUUGAUCCGAACGCAAUUUGUACUUAACCAUUUACACGUAACUGCAUGUACGUUCAGAUCGCGAUCGGUAACGGAACAAUGUUUACAAAUCUCACCAGACUUCUUCUCGUGCGAUGCAAUUACCUAAUUGCACUGACGUGGAAAACUUGACUUAUCAAUGUUCUCUUUCCACCCUCAGAUUUUCUCUUUUGGAGCUCCGCUUGGUGAAAAGCAAGCGAGAAGGACUGCGCAAGUCUGACAUGUGCCACUCAAGUGUUACCAUAUGGAGAAGCAAACAGUAAAUUGCUCUACUGAAACGUUGUGGAGAACAAAAUCAUUGUUACGUUGAAACGGCACUGAAAGAUCACUGAAUAUUCCGGUUUUUCCCUUUAAUGGUUCGUCCAGGUGGCUGCUUGUGUACGAUUUAGUCUGGGGGUAAACUUUUUCGGUGACCAUUAAUCCCUUUUAUCCGACCUUAAAUCCUGGUAUCACUCUAUUCUGAUUAUCAGAUAGGCACCCACCUGAUUUUUUUUUUCUUGUGGCAUGCGGCCUAAAUGAAGACGUCUUUUGUAGUUUUGCCUAAUUUUUCCAGUAGCUAUAAUUUUUUUCCAUCAUUGAUUUUUCUCUAAGUGUUGUCUCCGUGAAAUGGUAUUGUUCCCACAACGAAACCUGGGGUCUCACACUCCAUCAAGUUAUAACGCCAAAUAUUCAGCAUUUUAGGAAUAAAAAGUACCAGUGUAGGAGUCUUUCGAUAUAUAAUCCUUCGAUUUAAACGAGUAGUUUUGAGAAACUGGGAAAAAUGUGAGAACUCUCGCAAAACUGACCAAACUGCUUGAAGCGCGGGAAAACGCGGGCAUCCAAGUCGUAUUUGGUUUUAGUUUUGCAUCUGAUUGGUUGAAGAGUGGCGCGAGUUUUCUGGACCAAUCACAGAGCGAAGUAAAGCAAAAAAAAACCAUUUAUUUACAUUUAAGAUUAACAUUCUUUACAUUUAAAUAUUAAAAGUAAAAAUUACUUUUUACAUUCAAUCGAAAAUUGCUUUAGGUAACUGCUUUGCUACUAAGUAGUUUUAAACUAUGUUUAUUGCCAUCAAUAGAUAGUUUAUCUCUAUAUUUCUAGAGUUAACGAAGUUAUCAAUAACGAAUAUGUUCAAGUCAGAAAGUCGACUCUAAGUUGACUGUAACUUACUUAGCCCAAUGUGGGAAAUUUAUCUUAUCUUAUAUUGCGAUGUUCGUG